Messenger RNA from Ceraceosorus guamensis, 195 nucleotides. RefSeq lists its product as hypothetical. The transcript is spliced from 2 exons. NCBI's taxonomy places the organism in Eukaryota, Fungi, Basidiomycota, Exobasidiomycetes, Ceraceosorales, Ceraceosoraceae. The record is from RefSeq and is a predicted model, not a curated record. Bases 1 to 195 code for a protein of 64 amino acids.
AUGACCAAGGCGCCUCAAGAUCUCAAAGAGGGCGAUGAAGUCUCCUGGAAGUGGGGCCAAGGACAUCCAAAGGGAGAGGUCAAGGAGGUUGUUGAAGGAGAGGCUACGGCCACUUCCAAGAGGGGCAACGAAAUCAAGAAGAAGGGAGAUGAGGAGAACCCUGCCGUGGUCAUCCACGUGAGUCGGUCUGUCUGA